This is a messenger RNA of Symbiodinium natans, 813 nucleotides long. The record is from the annotation of a GenBank genome assembly. NCBI's taxonomy places the organism in Eukaryota, Dinophyceae, Suessiales, Symbiodiniaceae.
AUGGGAGUUGGCAAGAAGCCUCCAGUCGCAUUGGAUGAGAAUGCCCUGUCUUUGGUCACUUGCGGCAUCUCGGGUGGCGGCGCCGCUUUCCGGGAGGCCGUAAGCUCCCCUGCCAUCAAGUGUCCUGACAAGACAUCCUUCGAGAAGUGGACGUUUGCCUUCCGAAACUUGGGCCUGUUGCCGCAGUAUGGGGCAGUCACAUCUGCACCUUCUGCGCCCAACUCACCGCAGGAGGCUCCCAUGUCGCCCAUGUCGCCGGCGCGAGGUGCCAGAGUUGUGAUGUCCACGGAGCACCACGCAGCUUUGGCACAGAAGGAUGACGCGCUGACCGAAACGAGGCUGAACAGCCUUUUGGGGGCUGUGGAGGGCAAUCUGCAGGGUGAGCAGCGACUGGAGAAGCGGCUCAUGGCCCGAGCCUGCGCCGUGGUCAUCCGAAUACACUUGCCUAAAGAGGACCGGCAGGAGAACUUGCUGCUACUCUGCUACUUGAGGGCCUACUAUGUUGUGGCAGCAUGGCAAGAUGGAAUCCAUUGGGUGAACAAUCAUGGAAGCUGCAUCUACCUCUACUGCGACACGGCCAUUCUCGGCCUACGCAUCGCCCUCCGAAUGCAGAGACUUGCCUUCGAGUUUCCCGAAUGGGUCGAAGAUGGCUACAAUAAGGACUGCCAGGGCUGCAGUACCCUUUGUGCCGUCUCUGUUGGGAUGGAGAUGGGCAACCUGCUCCCGUUGCGGGGCGACUUCUUUGGAGAGGCCGUCGAUGCCGCCAUCCAGACGCUCUGCUGUGCUUGGCUUCUCUUAGGGUUUAGGGUUUAG